AUGGAGGGCCAGAGCAGCAGUGGCAGCAGGAGGCCGGGGACCCGGGCUGGCCUGGGACCCCUGCCCAAGCCUCAUGGGGCUUUCCAAACUGGGGCGCCCUCCAAGGUGGACUCAAGUUUUCAGCUCCCAGCAAAAAAGAAGGCAGCCCCAGGACCCUCGGAACCAAGGUUGGCUCUGGCACCUGUAGGUCCACGAGCAGCUAUGUCAACUUCAGAGGGCCUGAGGCUGGCUCUAGCAUCUCCUCGACCCAUCCUGGCUCCACUGUGUACUCCUGGGGGGCAGAAAACAGCUCCUGCCCACCGCAGCUCCAGCCUGGCUCCAACAUCUGUGGGCCAGCUGGUGAUGUCUGCCUCGGCUGGACCAAAGCCUCCCCCAGCAACCUCAGGCUCAGUCCUGGCUCCGACAUCCCUGGGGCAGUUGGUGAUGUCUGCCUCAGCUGGGCCAACGUCUCCCCCAGCCACUCUGGGGCCCAGUCUGGCCCCAACUUCCAGGGACCAGAAGCAGGUACCACCUGCCUCCGUGGGACCCAAGCCAGCACUGGCAGCCUCAGGCCUGAGUCUGGCCCUGGCUUCUGAGCUGCAGCCCUCACAGCCCCCGUCCAACCCUUCCCCAGUGCCCAGUCCGGUUCUGUCACCCUCUCAGGAGCAGGCCCUGGCUCCAGUGUCCACGGCAUCAGCUCCGGCCUAUGUGGGACGGACACCAGCUAGACAGAGGGAUGCCCCAGCCCCCAGACCUCUCCCUCCUUCUGAGGGGCGUCUCCAGCCUCCGGCACAGGCAUCUGGUCCUACGGGACCCCCAUCUUCCAUCCAAGCCUCCCUAGACCCCCGCUUCUCCUCCUCUUUCCGAGCCCGGCCUGAGGCCUCCCACAGCAGCCCUGAGGAUCCUGUCCUGCCACAGCCACCCCAGACCCUGCCCUUGGAUAUGGGCCAGGGCCCUCCAGAGCCUGGCACCCGCUCCCCUGGACUUCUGUCCCCCACCUUCCGGCCGGGGACAUCCUCAAGCCAGACUGUGCCCCCACCUCUGCCCAAGCCACCCCGGUCUCCCAGCCACUCCCCCAACCGCUCCCCCAACCGCUCUCCCGGUGUCCCCACGGCCCCUGAGAUGGCCCUCCCCAGGCUUGGCACCCAGGGUGCAGGGCCUGGCAGGAGCCCGAGCCCCAACCUUCAGGCCCAAGAAGCCCCAGCCCCGGUCACCAUCUCCCCUUCUACAUCCACCUCGUCGUCCUCUUCUUGGUCAGCUCAGCCUACCUGCAAGAGUGACCCCGGCUUCCGGAUCACUGUGGUCACAUGGAAUGUGGGCACCGCCAUGCCCCCUGACGAUGUCACGUCCCUCCUCCACUUGGGCGGUGGUGAUGACAGUGAUGGCGCAGACAUGAUCGCAAUAGGGUUGCAGGAAGUGAACUCCAUGAUCAACAAGCGACUCAAGGACGCUCUCUUCACGGAUCAGUGGAGCGAGCUCUUCAUGGAUGCUCUGGGGCCCUUCAACUUCGUGCUGGUGAGUUCUGUGAGGAUGCAGGGCGUCAUCCUGCUGCUGUUCGCCAAGUACUACCACCUGCCGUUCCUGCGGGACGUGCAGACCGACUGCACGCGCACCGGCCUGGGUGGCUACUGGGGCAACAAGGGUGGCGUGAGCGUGCGCCUGGCGGCCUUCGGGCACAUGCUCUGCUUCCUCAACUGUCACUUACCCGCACAUAUGGACAAGGCGGAGCAGCGCAAGGACAACUUCCAGACCAUCCUCAGUCUCCAGCAAUUCCAGGGGCCCGGAGCACCCGGCAUCCUGGAUCACGACCUUGUGUUCUGGUUUGGGGACCUGAACUUCCGCAUUGAGAGCUACGACCUGCAUUUCGUCAAGUUCGCCAUUGACAGCGACCAGCUCCAUCAGCUCUGGGAGAAGGACCAGCUCAACAUGGCCAAGAACACCUGGCCCAUCCUGAAGGGCUUUCAGGAGGGGCCCCUCAACUUCGCUCCCACCUUCAAGUUUGAUGUGGGUACCAACAAAUAUGACACCAGCGCCAAGAAGCGGAAACCAGCCUGGACAGACCGUAUCCUGUGGAAGGUCAAGGCUCCCUGUGGGGGACCCAGCCCUUCGGGACGGGAGAGCCACCGGCUCCAGGUGACCCAGCACAGCUACCGAAGCCACAUGGAAUACACAGUCAGUGACCACAAGCCUGUGGCUGCCCAGUUUGUCCUGCAGUUUGCUUUUAGGGACGACAUGCCACUGGUGCGGCUGGAGGUGGCAGACGAGUGGGUGCGGCCCGAGCAGGCUGUGGCGAGGUACCGCAUGGAAACGGUGUUUGCCCGCAGCUCCUGGGACUGGAUCGGCUUGUACCGGGUGGGUUUCCGCCACUGCAAGGACUACGUGGCUUAUGUCUGGGCCAAACAUGAAGACGUGGACGGGAAUAUCUACCAGGUGACAUUCAGUGAGGAAUCGCUGCCCAAGGGCCAUGGAGACUUUAUCCUGGGCUACUACAGCCACAACCACAGCAUCCUCAUUGGCGUCACUGAACCCUUCCAGAUCUCGCUGCCUACCUCGGAGUCGGCCAGCAGCAGCACAGACAGCUCGGGCACCAGCUCGGAGGGUGAGGACGACAGCACUCUGGAGCUGCUCGCACCCAAGUCCCGCAGCCCCAGUCCUGGCAAGUCCAAGGGACACCGUAGCCGCAGCCCAGGACUGGCCCGAUUCCCCAGUCUUGCCCUACGGCCCUCAUCUCGGGAACGCCGCGGUGCCAGCCGUAGCCCCUCACCCCAGAGCCGCCACCUGCCCCGGGUGGCUCCUAAUAGGAGCAGUGAUGGCGGCAGCCGGGCCAGUAGUGAGGAGGGGCCCUCUGCGCUGCCUGGCUCUUGGGCCUUCCAACCAGCUGUGCCUCGAAGCCUGGGCCUGCUGCCUGCCUUGCGCUUGGAGCCUGUAGACCCUGGUGGCGGUGGCUCCUGGGGACCAGAUCAGGAGGCCCCGGCCCCCGACAGCCUGUCUCCCAGCCCCCAGGGCCGGCAGGGGCUAGAGGAAGGGGGCCUGGGGCCCUGAGGGCGGAGCAGGUAGAUGGGCCCAGGUGGCCCCCGCUCUGCCUCAAUCUUUCGCAAACCCACCUGCCUCUCUCCUGCUGCCGCUCCAGCUGUGUCUGCACCUGCCACUUUGUCCUGGCUAGGGGUGGCCAACUAGGGUCCCCCAGAACUCAGUCCUGGCACCUCAACUGUGACAAUCAGCAAAGCCCUGCCGGGCCCCCAUCUGGGAUGGUGUCCCCAAUCCUGGAGGUCAUCCAUUAGGAAUUAAAUUCUCCAGCCUCA
This is a messenger RNA of Lemur catta (Ring-tailed lemur), 3281 nucleotides long. It is a transcript of the gene INPP5J, whose product is annotated as inositol polyphosphate-5-phosphatase J. Lineage: Eukaryota; Metazoa; Chordata; Mammalia; Primates; Lemuridae. Gene Ontology annotation, cellular component: cytoplasm; plasma membrane; ruffle. Gene Ontology annotation, biological process: negative regulation of peptidyl-serine phosphorylation; phosphatidylinositol dephosphorylation. Gene Ontology annotation, molecular function: phosphatidylinositol-4,5-bisphosphate 5-phosphatase activity; phosphatidylinositol-3,4,5-trisphosphate 5-phosphatase activity. The record is from RefSeq and is a predicted model, not a curated record.